UCCGGACGGUCGCCGAGGAGCUGCAGGUGCCCAGGUUAUGCUCAGUGCUCUGGUCCAUAGACUGCUUUGAGAAGCAAAGUCCUAGAGCAGUGGUUCCCAGCCUCUGCUGAACGUCAGAACCACCUUGGGAGCUGUAUGCUCUGGUUUUGCCAGAGAACAUCGAUAUGAAGAAAAUUGAGUUUCCUAUCUCCUUUACGUGUCUACUGCCUUCUUCUAGGCCAGGGAUCCCCAACCCCUGGGCCGUGAACCGGUACCGGGCCGUGGCCUAUUAGGAACUGGGCCGCAGAGGUAUAAUCACUUCAAGCCUCCAGGAUGGCCAUCCAAUUCCGUUCACUUUUCCCCUUGGCAUUGCCUGGAAUGCUGGCACUUCUCGGUUGGUGGUGGUUUUUCUCUCGUAAAAAAGAGCACGUCCGCAGCCGCAGCACACGAGUGGAGGCCGGUGGUGUGGAGCUGAGGGCCAGACCUGCCGUUGAGGAACCUGUUCCUGUGGCAGAUGAUUGUCCUGGAGUAGUGUCCACAUCCUUCUCUGUCACCCAGACACCAGAAAAGGAGCCGGCCACCGAAAGCAAGCCUCGUGCAGAGCUGUCAGCCUUCUGGGCACAUCCAGCCUGUCUUAGUUCAGAGUCCUCAGGCAGUCUUCCUAACACCAUGGACACAAGAUUUCAACCAGGAACACGCAAAGACGACAGCACAAGGGUGGAAGUAGCCCCGAGGGGUGACGAAGACAAGUCUGUUCUAGAGUGCUCCCUUCCGUCCCCAAAGGCUGUUCCGUUCCCCCACAAAGCGGCUGAGGUGUGUAAGCAUGAGGCAGGGCAGGGCCGGCAAGGCCAGUCUGCAGCCCCCAUGGAGAAGCAUGGCCCUGGGGAGAAGGCGAGAGAGACUGGUGGGGCCGAAGGCACUGGCGACGCAGUGUCGGGAGAAAGUGUGCUGGAAGAAGGUGUGCUGUCCCAGGAGCGUGGCUGUGAAUUGCAGUGCAGCAGGGUGCCCAGCCUGGCUCCCUUGGGAGGAGGGGGAGAGGAAGGGAAGAGCAGCCUGCCUCAGGUGGAAGGGGAGACAGUAGAGAAGUUGCUGAGUGGCCUCACUGAAUCGGCUCACGUGGAGCUGGCCAAGGACGACGAGACGCUGGCAUCCCGCGUCAGAGGUGGCAGAGCCUGGGACGGAGAUGUGUUAGAACUGGGCAAAGAGGAGACCUUGGAUGAAAAUGAGGAGAUUGAGCAGGCUGCCUUCCAGAUCAUCUCCAAAGUGAUCUUGGAGGCGACUGAAGAAGUGCUGGCCACCACCAUGGGCAAGAUUGCCGGCCGCAUGUGUCAGGCCUCAGGCGGUCAGCUCCAAGGGCAGAAGGAGGAGAGCUGUGCCUCAGUUAGCCAGGAAACUGCCUUAGGGCAAGGUGCCGUGGAGCCUACUCUGGCCACAGUGGAGGUAGCCUCGGGCCAGUCAGAUGCUACACUUCCCUCACCAUACCUACCAGCAGAGGACCUGCCACCACCAAAGACCUAUGUGAGCUGCCUGACCAGUCCUCUGUCCAGCCCCAUCAAGGAUGGGAAGCCAAAGAACUCUGUGCACCACAUCUCCCUGGCCCCCUCUUCACCACCGGCUGUCCCCCUCGGAGGUUCACUGGACAGUGCAAGUGUCCUGGCGGAAGACGCCUGCAUGUCUGACAACAGCCAGAGUGUGUCUUCGGUGGCCUCCUCUGGACAGUGCUCAGAUUCCAUUAGCACUUCAGGGCUUGAAGACUCUUGUACAGAGACCAACUCUAGCCCCAAGGACAAGGCUACCACCUUGCUACUGUCGGAAAGUACUGUGCCCUUUAGCAAUGGGGUGCUGAAGGGGGAGUUGUCAGAUUUGGGGACUGAGGAUGGAUGGACCGUGGACGCAGAAGCAGAUCAUUCGGGAGGUUCCGACGGGAACAGCAUGGAUUCAGUGGAUGGCUGCUGUGGCCUCAGGAAGACUGAUGGUUUCCAGAAUGCCCAGGCGAGCUCCAGUCCUAAGAAGGUUGACCUCAUUAUUUGGGAGAUUGAGGUGCCAAAGCACUUAGUUGGUCGGCUAAUCGGCAAGCAGGGGCGAUAUGUGAGUUUCCUGAAGCAAACAUCUGGUGCCAAGAUCUACAUCUCAACCCUGCCUUAUACCCAGAACAUCCAGAUCUGCCACAUAGAAGGUUCUCAGCAUCAUGUAGACAAGGCGCUGAACUUGAUUGGCAAGAAGUUCAAGGAACUGAACCUCACCAAUAUCUAUGCUCCCCCACUGCCUUCACUGGCACUGCCUUCUCUUCCAAUGACUUCCUGGCUCAUGCUCCCGGAUGGGGUCACUGUGGAGGUGAUCGUAGUCAACCAGGUCAGCGCCGGGCACCUGUUUGUGCAGCAGCACACGCACCCCACCUUCCACGCUCUGCGCAGCCUGGACCAGCAGAUGUACCUCUGCUACUCUCAGCCUGGAAUCCCCACCUUGCCCACCCCGGUGGAAAUAACGGUCAUCUGCGCUGCCCCUGGCGUGGAUGGUGCCUGGUGGCGAGCCCAAGUGGUGGCCGCCUAUGAGGAGACCAGUGAGGUCGAGAUUCGCUACGUGGACUAUGGUGGAUAUAAGAGAGUGAAAGUAGACGUGCUCCGGCAAAUCCGGUCUGACUUUGUGACCCUGCCAUUCCAGGGAGCAGAAGUCCUCCUGGACAGCGUGAUGCCCCUGUCAGAUGAUGACCACUUCUCACCUGAAGCGGAUGCAGCCAUGAGCGAGAUGACAGGAAAUACAGCACUACUGGCUCAGGUGACAAAUUAUAGUCCAACUGGCCUUCCUCUGAUUCAGUUAUGGAGUGUGGUUGGAGAUGAAGUGGUGUUGAUAAACCGGUCGCUGGUGGAGCGAGGACUCGCUCAGUGGGUGGACAGCUACUACACUAGCCUCUGACCCCACCCCCCACAGACGCUGGAGUCUUUUUUGCACUGUUGAAAUUGGGCUUGGCACUCAAGGCAAAGACUUUACAUCAGAAUAACAAAUGUUGUCCUCAGAAAGUCCUUUUUUUCACGUUGAGAAGAUGGUUCGUCUCUAAGAACAAGGAAGGAGCUGUGGGUUCUUUCAAAGCCAUAGGAUGGUGUUUUAACAAGCCAGUCGGCUUAGCCUGGUUCUGAGCUGUUAAUUAUCUGCACCAGGUUGUCCUAUCCCCCUUCCUUUUAUUCCUCUCUUCUUCCUUCCUCCCCUACCCCAAACCAAACCAACGGUAGCAGACAGGCCGAGGGAUGUGUUGCUUGCUUGAGAGGGUUUCUUCCUUUGCUUCAAAAUCUUUCUUCAGGGAGCAAGACAUGAACUGACUAAUUGGUAUCAAUUACUUGUACAGCUUACAUAAAUGAAUUUAUGAUACUUAGCCAGUUUUUAUAAACUUCACCUAGGUCUCUAAGAAGGCAGACUUUUUAAAGCUUAUGUAAAUACAAAGCAAUCAAACCUCCAGCCUUGGUCAAUGGGGGAAGGGAUGUUCUCGCCAAGCCUGGUUGUAAUUUGUAACCAUUUUCUAUUUGUGCAAACUCUGUAAAUAUAUGUUUAAAAGAUGUAAUAUUUUGUACAAGAUACACUGGAGAACAAAGGGAACUCAAGCUUUUUCCACAGCCCAUGUCAUCUGUGAGCAGAAGUUACUUCCGCGGAGUGCAGCUGCCCACGCCAGCUCGCGCUGCGGGCUGCGGGCUCCCGUUGCGUCCUACGUACUGAACAGGGUGACUGUAUAAUAUAGAUUGUGAUCCAGGGAUUUUUUUUUUUUUUUCUGUACAAAUUUGUUUAAAAAAAAAAAAAAGCAACUCAUUGAAUUACCUUGCAAUGGUGUGUUUGAUUCUUUUUUAGACCGGUUCCAGCAUUGUGCAAUUUAAAAUAAGUAACGUAAGCUUAUAUAAAUCUUGAAUUGUAUACAUUAUAGAUAGCUUUGAGUUCAUUCGUUGCAUGGUGAAAAAGAUUGGGGAGGGAAGAGGAGGAUCGUGAGUGCGGUGUGCUGGAGGGUCGAUCUCAAGGAGACGAUGGCUCUUUGAUUUUGGCCAGAAGUUUCCAUCUGGCAGUGGAGCUUCCUCUGGAUUCCUCCCGCGACUAUCUCAAAUAGCUAGCUUGAGUUUAAAGCACUGGUUUCCAAAAUUCUUCGUGCAUUCUUAAUAGAUGUAUGAAGUUAUUUAAUUUAUUGCAGUGGUAAGAAUGCUAUAUAAAAUACACAUACAUUUACAUGGUGAGAGCAGAUACUAAAUGUUGACUUACCUCUUCUUACAGGCAGGGUCAGGCCUCUUAGACCAGGCCUCUGAGCCUCCAAGCUGACCUAGCCUUUCAGGGUUCUCUAGAGAGCUGAGAUGGCCCGAGGGCCUUUCACACCAAAGGAAUCCCUUCCCAGAGCUGUGGACAAUAAGUGGCGAAAAGCCUAGGUUUUUCCCUCAUCUGUAGGAUCAGAUAGGAAUGCUACCUCAGAAGGCAAGGACGUGAAAUCACGGAAGCAUCCCCUGCUUGUGCAGAGUUGGCCCUCGCGAGUUCUCAUGUAUUCUUAGCUGCCCGUAGUCCAAGUCUCAGUGGUAAUUGGGUGCGACUGGCCAAGUCAUGUUACACCCAGAUCUCAGUUUGUAUCGCUGGAGUGGGAAAAGGGUGUAUGGGAGCCUUCAAGCUAGUUUGGAGAGCUCCAAAGCCUGGUGUACAGAUUUGGCUUUUAUUUUUGGCAGCCAUUGAGAGGUUUUAACGGAGGAGGAACCACGUGAUUCUGGUGCAGGGAGGAGGAUGGGGGAGGUGGAGAAGCAGAGACCAAAGCCAGUAUGGUCCAGACAGGUGGCUUCCUCUCGGAUGGCUCCUCCAUGACAAGUGAUGUGGUCAGGGUUCUUAGAUCAAGCCUCCAGGAUUGAGCGGGUCGGGGAGAGCAGUGAGGAUGAGGAAGUGGGCUGCUCUUGUAUCUCUCAGGUCUCAUCUGAACCUUCUGGGGUGGUCCGCUAAACGAGAUUUGGUGCAUGGGAGGAAAAGUGAGUUGGAGGUUGGUAAAAGGCUUGCAUUGUACCCUUUGAACAACUCUUCUCAAAUUGUUGGCUUUUGAUCAAUUUCCAGAGUUCUGAAAAAGUUGAUUCUGACCAUUUUGCCAGUAAUCUUGUUGCUUUUAUGGAGGAACAGAUUUAUAGAGGUCUGGCUGCGCCAUUCCAGGCCAGUACGUUUUAGACUUGUUCUUUGAAUUAAUUACCUGUGAGCCAUCACAGAAGCUGGCACUGCGGAGAUUUGGUGAUUUGCCCCGGGGUGUUGGGGAGAGAGAUGGGAUGCUGAGUGCAGGAGGCUAGAGUUUCUAGCCUGUUUUUCCUUCAGCUUGUGCAUGACUUCUCCUCAGGUCCUUGGGCCCCUGCCAGGUGCAGGAGGGGUGACUGGUCCUAGUAGGGGGGCUGGGUUCUGGGGUUCUGCUAUACAUACAGUCUUAGGCCAGUUAGAGGUUAUCUCUAACCAUCCCAGGCUUAAGGUAAAACAAGAUUAAUAGCCAGGGUUAUGGACUGUUUACUGUGUCCGAUGCUGUGCUGUUUGUAGGUAAUACUUGGUCCCCAGUGAGGCAGGGAUCGACCUUGGAGAUAGAAGGUGGUGACUUUAGAAGGUGGUUUUUGGAAGGAACAGAUCUGAGCCUCAAAGCCAGGUUUUGCCUUGUUUUCUUAACCAUGGCCCCUGAAGCCACAAGAGGAAGGUGGUGCCGUGUUCCAUCCACCAGAUAAAUGCCACAGUGCUUCAACGAUCAGCCCCUAGGAAAGUUUGACACUUAGAAUGAAAAAAAGACUGCGACAGGAGAGAUCAGUUAUUUUGCCUAUAUGAAAAAUUAAAGUUUGAUGUACACAAAGCCAGGAGAAACUUGUAGCAUCUAAACCAAAAGUGAACAUUUUUAACCUACGAUGAUCUAAAAGGAAAACUUCGUCUCCAUUGGAAAAUGUCGGAAAGGAUAUGGGCAGAAAAUAGGAAAUCUGGGUCUGUUUCUCGGCCAGCGCUGCCCAAUAGAAAUCCAUGAGCCAUCUGUGUAAUUGAAAAUUUGCUAGGAAAAAGAAACAUGAAAUUAAUAAUAGUUUAUUUAACCCAAUAUCUCAUUUCACAUAGACAUAAAAAAAUAUUAACAUUUUACCAUGUCUUUGAAAUCCAGUGUGUAUGUUUCAUACUUCAGCCUGUUUCAAUUCAGACUUAUCACAGUUCAGGUGCUCCGUAGCCACAGGUGGCUUGGGACAACCAAACCAGACAGCACAAGACGAGGCUAUUCCUUGGAUCACCAUUGCACAACUACUAACAGCCUUAUACAUAUUCUUCCUUACUUUAUUCCAAAAGUUCUAGGUGUUUUUGCACAUUUUUCCAGAUGAAUUUCAGAAUGAUUUUUUUGGGGGGGUUGGGGAAUGGCUCAUUAUAAAUGUUCUACUAACAUUUGAAAAUAAUGUAUAUUGUUGGUUUGGUAUAAAGCUUUUAUGUAAUCAUUAAAUUGGGCUUGUAAAUUAUUCAGAUCUAUUGUUUUUUGCCCCCUUCAUUCUUUUUUUUUUUUUGCCUGUACUCUGUCCAUAUCUAAGAAAAGCACAUUAAAUGAUUCUAAUAUUGU
Pteropus alecto (black flying fox) is the source of this 6532-nucleotide messenger RNA. It is a transcript of the gene AKAP1, whose product is annotated as A-kinase anchoring protein 1. Lineage: Eukaryota; Metazoa; Chordata; Mammalia; Chiroptera; Pteropodidae. The record is from RefSeq and is a predicted model, not a curated record. Bases 313 to 2892 code for a protein of 859 amino acids. Gene Ontology annotation, molecular function: RNA binding. The transcript is spliced from 13 exons.